Messenger RNA from Ectocarpus sp. CCAP 1310/34, 2961 nucleotides. The record is from the annotation of a GenBank genome assembly. NCBI's taxonomy places the organism in Eukaryota, Phaeophyceae, Ectocarpales, Ectocarpaceae.
AGAGUGGGACAGGGAGGGGGUGAUGCUACUGUAGUCGAACGGUGGGACGGACGUGCAGUUCAGUUUUUGGGCACGCAUACGGUGCUGCAGGGAUUUUUAGGUGUACCUCUUCAGGCUCUUGGAUACCUUUUUUUCGUAACAUGUGUGCGUGUUCUUUAGAUCCUCAGAUGGCUCUAGCACUUUCGUGACCACGGGCUGAGAGUCUUUCUCUAGAUUUUAGAAUUUAGCAACUGACAUACGGAUUAAUGUGAAGACAACAACAACAACAUCUAUCUUUUUGGGAACAGUUUCUGGUUGGCCUAUACUUCCCGAGAUACUCCCAACGUUGUCCGGACACAUGCCGCACCAGCCCGUGAGGCUAGCUAUAUGCACCCACACCUCGGCCGUGAUACACACUAAUACCAUGGCGAGCCAGCUACAGUACCGCAAGACAGUUAUUAGCCAGUCGUCACUGCACGCCAGACCCGGUGCAAUGCAUGCUGCCCAUAUGGUGCAUUUGCGCCCUUUGAACCGCAGCAUACCGUUCUACAUGCUCUUCUUGAGUGACACACCAAGUCGGCGUGACGAGGAUGACGGCGAUGCUGCGAGCGGCAUAGAUCUUAGGAGUGCUGCACAGGCGGAGGCGGAAGUGACGGGGUUAGGGAUGCUUCAAGCGGCGUGGGAGCGUGAGGAGCUGCUGCGCGUGCGUCCUGUGGACCGUGCUCCGGUGAUGCGUCUGUCGCGGACGAUCGACUCCGUUGAUGACUGCGACGCGUAUCACUAAACCGCGGGGCAGCGGUAGGAGGAGGAGGAGGUCCUUGGCCUUCGUGCUGUGUGUUCACCGAAACUCUGGCGAGGGGAGCGGCCCUCGCCGGAGGACUCGUGUUACCAUGAACACCCGGCAACUGAACCGGACCAGCCUUCUCAUGAGUACGUUGACCUCCAUCGUUCUCCAUGAUUGUUUAGCAGCGGUUGUGAGUGUAAUGUGGUGGUAGCCUUGCGGUGGGGGUGGAGGCGGAAGGUCUGAUGUAGGUUGUGCCGAGCGGGACCAAGUCUGCUGCCGAAAAGAGCCGAAAAGGGGGCUCCGCCGUAGUAAAAUAUUGCGUUCCUGGAAGUUUCUUCAUGAUCAAGACCACAAAAUUUCACUCGUAUCUUCGCAAGCUGUUUUCGAAAUCAAAUUUUGAUCUCAUCUCGAACUUCCUGGCAACUUCGAAGAUGAACUCCCAACACCAGUCCGCAAACACCCUAUUGGCGAUGCUCACACACCUAUUCGCUGUCAAUUUUGGUUCAUCCCAUCGGGAAACCAAACUGCAUUUAGGUCCAUUGCGUGCUUCCAGAAUUUCGAAUACAGGCUGUUUCUUCCUUUUUUCUGCUGCAAUGUUCAACGCGCAACGGCGCCGUCACACGGCCAGCCAGCGCUCCAUUGACUGCAGCAGAGGUGCGUGAGUGGCUUGUUAGGGUUCUGUGAUCACGGUUGUGUCGAAUAUCACCACACGCAUGAGUAUCACAGAUAUUGGUGAACGGUCGUGAGAUGUACCUCAGAAAACUUUCACUUGACGUCUCAUACUCUACAUGAAUAUUAAACCAAUACGAAGUACAACAACAUAUGUUGGACUUAUUUCUACUGUCAUUUACAUCGUAAAAGUAUCUCCUCUUCAACUUACCAAUGACAAUCCUGAUGGUAUCCUAUAUGCGUUCGUAAGCUUGCUAAAAUACUACUGCGUUGAUGUCCGCUUGUAAAAGCUGAAAUCCAACAAAUGCUUUGAUCCAUGCUACAUCUCCGUGUUGGAAAAGCCCUUUCAUCUCCGUUCAUGAUAACAUCUUACCCUAUUCUACGCAAAUCUGUCACAUCUACUCUCAAACAAGACGCCAACUUCAAACGAAAACGCGUUCUACGAUGCGUCUACACUCCAUCCCCAUAUCAUUGGCGUUGACUGGUCCGAGGUCGAUCUUGUUCGCCUGUUUUCGGCGUCUUGACGCCCGCGCAAUGCGAGCUUGUACCUCUGCACUCGCCGAGAUAUGGCCACCUGUGUAGCCACCGAAACGAUCUGAAGAAGUCGUUCCUUGAAGACUCCUUUCAGAGCCAUCGUUCCUCCGUCCCUUCCUCCCACGGCAUGUGUCGCAAGUUCAUCGAUGAACUCGUAACCCUCCUCUCCAAGGCGGCCAAAGCUUUCCACGGCUAAGGUGGUCCAAGCAUUUGGCGCCAAGCAUUUGUUGGCGAUAUGAGAGGGGGCCGUAGUGUGAAUCACGGGGGGGAGGGGCAAGCUAUUCGCGUAAAGGUCUUCCUCGCAACAGUCCGCACGAAAAUAAAGAAACUACUCUGCGGGGAAGUUAGGGACGGUGUGUCGGCGGAGGCUGCUUCCGACCUGGUCAACUUUGCGGCCAGCUUUGUGCAAACAUUGGACGGAGAGCAAAUCGACCCCAUCCUACCGGUAAGCGCCGACCUGAAGCGGGUGGGGGGGUACCUGACCCGGCUGUUGUGUCGAACGAGGUCUAGACUACACUCCAACUUUUCUCUUCUCAGUGGACAACUUUAACUACUGAGAGCUUCGUCGAGUAAAUACUACCGGAUGUAUGGAAAAGAGGGUUUCGUCCUCGACAGACGUUGGGGAGUGUCAACCUUUAUGAAGGUGGUCUCCACAUUAUUACCCCCCGCUCUUUCGAGGCUUCUUCUUGUUUGCUAGGCAAGAGAAGUAUUCUUGGGGUAACCGGAACCCGACCGGCUGGCGGCGAGUAGAACCACCUUUUUUUCCAACAAUCUUCUGUGCGUGUGUGCGGGUGCGCCACUUCCGCCACGCAUUGCCAGAAGUUUCGAGUUCGAUAGACGGCAGUGCAUCGUUUUCUUGGCCCACCCACCGUUUUUCUUUUUUCCGUACUCCGGAACAAAAUUAGGUGAGAAACGGGUUUUGAACCCGUGUCUUUUGCAACCAAAAGCAGAAACAUGAUAUCUCUUCGUCGACGCCAUUGUGGAAAAGAGGAUUC